UGGUGAAUAGCAUCACUCCAGGAAGUGCUGCAAACCGAUUGGAUUAUUCUGCUGCUUCCUUGUGAUGAGAUUCCUGAUCAGUUUACAUCCUGAUUGGGUUUUCAGGAUCACAAAAUGGUAGAAAACUCGCCGUCUCCUCUGCCGGAAAGAGCCAUUUAUGGAUUUGUCCUCUACUUGGCGUCCCAGUGUGGAUUUAUCCUAUAUCUGACAUGGGCGUACAUCCCCGAAUCGUGGCUACACUCCUUAGGGCUGACUUACUGGCCUCAGAAGUAUUGGGCAGUGGCUAUCCCUGUAUACCUCAUGGUCGUGCUGGGCAUUGCCUAUAUCUUUCUCUUUGGAAUAAACCUGAUGAACACGGCGCCUCUGGAUUCCAUACACACUGUAACUGACACUUACACCAGUAAUCAAGUGAUGAAAGUGUCAGAUCCAGACGCCAUUCCUGCCGUACGGGAUAUCUCGAUUAGCGAGGUCAAUAGGAUGUUCUUCCUCCCGGACAAGAGACAAGAACUGGGGAACCAUUUGUCCUCUAAUCACUAAUGUCUUCAGUGUAAUAUAUUUUGGGACGAUUGAGUAAUUAAAAUGAUGUUAUUGAGUUUUCCAUCGAUGUCUAUGGAGCGUUCAAAGGAUUUGCAGGUAUUAGGGUUGCUGCUUGCAGUCAGAUGUCCUAAUAGGUCUCAGCUAGCGGCUGCAGUAUUGCCCACUGAUCUGCCCCCCGAGCUUCCGACUGAGGAGCAGAAAUUAGAUUGUGCUGUAUGUAAGUCUGCCUAUCUUUCUGAGCUGUUCGGUCUGGAAGGGCCACGGAUUUUACUCCACAAUCUUGCCACAGAGGAGUUGUCUUAACCUAGCCGAUUAAGUGUGCUAACAUGCCCUUUAAUUGUUGGGGGCUGCUCUGUGUGCGUUAUUGCACCCACUAGUUGACCAGUAUCAUCAAGCUAUGCAAGCUUUCCAGAUGUCUUGGUUUAGGGGGUAUUACAAACCUGGGACACUGAUGACGUAUUGCUAGGAUAGGUGCGGGUCCCACUUCUGGGACCUGCUGCUAUCACCAGUUCGGGACCCCCCAAAGUAAAAGAGAGCACACUGCACAAGUGCGGUCAACUCUCCAUUCACUGCUAUGUGACUGACGGAAAUAGCCAAACCAGCGCACGUCUAUUUUCGGAACUCCCAUAGCAGUGAAUGGAGGGUGGCCAUGAAUGAGCGGUGUGCUCUCCCUUCACUUCGGGAAGCCCAUUCUGUUGUUAGCAGCACACCUAUCUGACGUCGAUGGCAUAGCCUAGCUAUAUGUCAUCAAUGUCCCAGAUGGGAAUACCCCUUUAAAGGAAUAGUGAGAGCCAAAAACAAUAUACCUUUUUAUUACAGAAACAGCGCCACACUUGUUCUUGGGCUGUCCCUGGUAUUGCAGCUAAGUCCCAUUCAGUUGAAUAUGGCGGCUGAGGUGCAGUACCAGACACAGCCCAUGGACAGAUGUGGUGCUGUUUCUGUAAAGAAAGCAGACCCUAUUUUCUAAUCCUGAACAUAUUGGGAUUGGACUGUACUUUUUGGAGGCACAUAUAGGAAGCUUCAUCAUGUUGUUGGAGGUGCCAGCCCACCGAGUGGUCAUCCAGAUGCCAGUCGGCUGGCUAAACCUUCUAGCUUUGGAACCAGUAGCCUUGGGAAUGGAUGACAACCGUGUAUUGAAGUGUGUAACCAGAGAAGUUGUUUACGCGUGAACCGACUCUUCCCAUUAUAAAGUUUCUUUCCUGGAUUUGCUAGGAACCUACCAUGCAAUAAUCCGUCUUGAGUAGGUGACAACCAUCGCUUCUGCUUGAUACAAGAAACUGCUGGGAAAGAUGUGGCCGGGUUCUCAGGACACAGAGAUUAAAGGUUCCCCAAGUCACUGGAAGAUGCUAUCAAUGAUGAAUCUGGCAAUGCAUUUCACUGGAGACAAGUCAGUGCUGGGGAGGCUUUGAAGUCCCCGAGAAUUGUCUCUGGAUGCGUCUUCUUUUGGUUUGUUGUUUACACAAAAACAUCUUCAUAAAAGGCAAAUGGUUAUUUAAGAAUAAACUUAAAGGACUUGU
This is a messenger RNA of Bufo bufo (common toad), 2054 nucleotides long. It is a transcript of the gene PIGP, whose product is annotated as phosphatidylinositol glycan anchor biosynthesis class P. Gene Ontology annotation, biological process: GPI anchor biosynthetic process. The record is from RefSeq and is a predicted model, not a curated record. The transcript has 6 exons. Lineage: Eukaryota; Metazoa; Chordata; Amphibia; Anura; Bufonidae. Bases 115 to 537 code for a protein of 140 amino acids. Gene Ontology annotation, molecular function: phosphatidylinositol N-acetylglucosaminyltransferase activity.